This is a messenger RNA of Salvia hispanica, 1383 nucleotides long. The record is from RefSeq and is a predicted model, not a curated record. Lineage: Eukaryota; Viridiplantae; Streptophyta; Magnoliopsida; Lamiales; Lamiaceae.
AUGGCGGCAACGUUGAACAUGGUUCAACCUCAGAUUCCUAAAUUGGAGAAACACAAUUAUGGAAAUUGGAGUAUUCAGAUGCGAGUCUUGUUCCAAUCACAAGAGUUGUGGGAUAUUGUUCAAGACGGCUACACCGAACCUGCUUCCCAAGAAGCCGAAGAUGCACUGACGAACAACCAGAAGAACGCCCUCAGAGAUGCAAGGAAACGAGACAAGAAGGCAUUAUUCAAUAUCUAUCAAGGUAUUGAUGAAACCACGUUUGAGAAAGUAAGUGCAGCCACCACGUCGAAACAAGCCUGGGAGAUUCUGAAGAAUGCUUUCACCGGCGUUGAUAAGGCGAUACGAGUUCGACUGCAGAUUCUACGUGGCGAGUUCGAAAGUUUGGCCAUGUCUGAAACGGAGAGCAUUUCAGACUAUUUCACUAGAACAUUAGUUAUUGUGAAUCAAAUGAAAAGGCAAGGGGAGAACAUUGAAGAUGUUCGUGUCAUUGAGAAAAUUCUUCGAUCCUUGACGUCGAAAUUUGAGCACGUCGUUGCGGCUAUCGAAGAAUCAAAAGAUCUCAACACCAUGUCAAUCGACCAACUGCAGAGCAGCUUGGAAGUCCAAGAGCAACGCAUGAAGAAAAAGACCACUCCGUCACUUGAGCAUAUGCUACAAGCGAAGAUGUCAAUCGAAGAAGAUAAGAAGUCUGAGCCUAGGGCAUCGCAUGGUGGAUACAACCGAGGCCGAGGUCGAGGCUAUCGUGGUCGAGGAAGACGCGGCCUGAAUUACCAGUAUGAUGGAGGACGUGGACAGAAUUACCAUAACCAAGGAGGACGAGGCCAGAAUUAUCAAAACGAGGGAGGACGACAGAAUUUCACCUAUCGAGGCACAGGUCGAAAUUCUUUUGGACCACGAGGACGAGGAAGAGGUCUGUAUAGAGGCGGUUAUUCUCAAACCUACAAUCGACAAGGGUUUGAUAAAGCAAAUGUCGAGUGUUAUACUUGUCACGAAUUCGGGCAUUACAGCUAUGAGUGUCCAGUAGCCGGAAAUACCAAUCAACAAGUCAAUUAUGCCGAAGAUGGAGACGAUGAUGAGCAGGUAAUUUCAACCUCCCUUUUUACAUAUAAAGAAAUUGAGGGUGAUCAGUAUAGCACAAUGGAUACUGGAGCAAGUAAUCACAUGUGCGGGAAUAAACAUGAAGAUGCACGUGAAAUUGAAGAACCAGAAUCACCUGAAUCAUCUCAAGGUCUAGGUGAAAAGCCAAGAAGAAUGCGCGACCUGUAUGAUAUAUAUGAAGCUACUGAUGAAGUUGAUGGAGCUGGAGAAGAAAAUGUGAAUCUUAUUUGUUUUCAUAUGGAUGCGGAUCUUGCCUAUGCAAUGCAAAUACUGCGCAAGAUAUGA